Molecule: messenger RNA, 3619 nt
Organism: Apis florea (little honeybee)
Lineage: Eukaryota; Metazoa; Arthropoda; Insecta; Hymenoptera; Apidae
Product: mitochondrial potassium channel ATP-binding subunit
Biological process (GO): oligopeptide export from mitochondrion
Cellular component (GO): mitochondrial inner membrane
Molecular function (GO): ATP hydrolysis activity; ATP binding; ABC-type oligopeptide transporter activity
Source: RefSeq, a predicted model, not a curated record
GGAGACAAAAACGUAAACCAUUUGAUGUAACAAAAAGAAAAUUUAAUAAUAGUAUUAAAGAAGUUGUAACAAAUAAUACUAACAAAUCAAAAAAUGUUUCAUCAAUUUUAAAAUUGGUUUUGGUGGGUUAGGUAGUAUAAUAGGAACAUGCAUAAUAAAAUCUUACGCUUCAACUGUUGAAGGCAAAGCAUAUAAAGUUCAGGAAAAUAUUAAAAGGGAUAAUAAGGAAUUAACCUUUAAAUGGAAAAAAUUUUUAGAAUAUUUAUAUCCAUAUAUUUGGCAAUUAAUAAUAGCUUUAUCAAGUGCAAUGAUUGUUGCUAUAUUAAAUAUUUGGAUACCACAGAAUAUAGGAAAUGUAAUAAAUGUAUUAACAAAAAUUUGCCAAAGUAAAGAAGAUACUGUGAAAACUGUGCUAUUGCAAUUGACAACACCUGCAUUUGCAUUAGCACGUAUGUAUAUUGCACAAGCAUUUUUUACAUUUGUUUAUAUUUAUAUGCUUUCAUAUGUAGGAGAAAAAAUAGCAAUGAAUUUAAGACAAAACUUAUUUAAAUCAAUUAUGAUGCAAGAUAUCACAUUCUUUGAUAAAAAUCGUAGUGGUGAAAUAGUAAGUCGAUUAACAAGUGAUAUUCAAGAUUUUAAAAGUACUUUUAAAACUUGCAUAUCACAAGGUUUAAGGAGUAUUACACAAAUUAUUGGGUGUAUAGUUUCUGUAAUAGGGAUUUCACCACAACUGGCUGCGGCUACAGUGUUAUCAUUGCCUACCAUAAUUCUUAUUGGUACAAUGCUUGGAAAAGGCUUAAAAAAAUUAUCUAUGGAAGCACAAAAUCAACUUGCUAAAUCUACACAUGUUUGUGAGGAGGCCAUACAAAAUAUUAGAACGGUAAAAGCAUUUGCAGCUGAAGAAAAAGAAAUAGAAAUGUUUUGUAAGGAAACUAUAUUAGGAUCAACAUUAUUUGAAAAAUUAGGUUUAGGAAUUGGUUUAUUUCAAGGAGGAACAAAUCUGUUUCUUAAUGGUAUUUUACUUUGUACUUUAUAUUUCGGUGGACAUUUAUUAUCCACUGGACAAUUAUCUCCAGGAGAUUUAAUGGCAUUUUUAAUGGCUACACAGACUAUACAAAAAUCUUUAUCGCAAUUAUCGUUGUUAUUUGGAGCAUAUGUUAAAGGUAUUAGUGCUGGUGCUAGAAUUUUUGAGUAUCUAGAAAUGUCACCUUCACCAAUGAUAGUUAGUGGAGAAAUUAUUACAAAUCAAUCAUUAGCGGGAAAUAUUACUUUUAAAAAUGUGAAAUUUAGUUAUCCUACUAGACCAGAUCAUGUUAUUUUAAAAAAUUUUAACUUGCACAUUCCUGCUGGAAAAACAGUAGCUAUUGUUGGUUCUAGUGGUAAUGGAAAAUCAACUAUAGCUGCUUUAUUAGAAAGAUUUUAUGAUGUUAAUGAUGGUUCAAUUAUAAUUGAUGAUAAAGAUUUGAAAUCACUCAAUGCUAAUUAUCUUCGAGGUAAUGUUUUGGGAUAUAUAGAUCAAGAACCUAUUUUAUUUGCUACUAGCAUUAUGGAAAAUAUACGAUACGGAAAACCAGAUGCUACAAAUGAAGAUAUUAUUGAAGCUGCUAAAGAAGCGAAUGCUCAUGAAUUUAUUAUGAAAUUCCCAAAUAAAUAUAAUACACAAGUAGGUGAAAGAGGUGCACAACUUUCCGGUGGUCAAAAGCAACGUAUCGCAAUUGCAAGAGCUUUAUUAAAAAGACCAUCUAUUUUAAUUUUGGACGAAGCAACAAGUGCGUUAGAUUAUGAAAGUGAAAGAAUUGUACAAAAAGCAUUAGAUAAUGUUAGUCAAGGAAGAACAGUUUUAAUAAUUGCUCAUAGAUUAAGUACAAUUAAAAAUGCUGACAUUAUUGUUGUACUACAACGGGGAAUAAUUGCGGAAAUGGGUACUCAUACAGAACUUAUUAAAAAGAAAGGUUUAUAUUACACUUUAAUAAAUGAACAAGACAGAGAAAAUACAUCAAAUUCAUUGAAUUCUACUGUUGCUGGUGUACUAUGUGGCAUUUCAAUUUUUUUAGGUUCUCCAAUAUUAAGAAUUUCUGAAGAUGGAUCAUUAGAAUUUACACCUAAUUCUGUAUAUCCUUUUACAUCAGGAUUUACACAAAUUAUUGGGUGUAUAGUUUCUGUAAUAGGGAUUUCACCACAACUGGCUGCGGCUACAGUGUUAUCAUUGCCUACCAUAAUUCUUAUUGGUACAAUGCUUGGAAAAGGCUUAAAAAAAUUAUCUAUGGAAGCACAAAAUCAACUUGCUAAAUCUACACAUGUUUGUGAGGAGGCCAUACAAAAUAUUAGAACGGUAAAAGCAUUUGCAGCUGAAGAAAAAGAAAUAGAAAUGUUUUGUAAGGAAACUAUAUUAGGAUCAACAUUAUUUGAAAAAUUAGGUUUAGGAAUUGGUUUAUUUCAAGGAGGAACAAAUCUGUUUCUUAAUGGUAUUUUACUUUGUACUUUAUAUUUCGGUGGACAUUUAUUAUCCACUGGACAAUUAUCUCCAGGAGAUUUAAUGGCAUUUUUAAUGGCUACACAGACUAUACAAAAAUCUUUAUCGCAAUUAUCGUUGUUAUUUGGAGCAUAUGUUAAAGGUAUUAGUGCUGGUGCUAGAAUUUUUGAGUAUCUAGAAAUGUCACCUUCACCAAUGAUAGUUAGUGGAGAAAUUAUUACAAAUCAAUCAUUAGCGGGAAAUAUUACUUUUAAAAAUGUGAAAUUUAGUUAUCCUACUAGACCAGAUCAUGUUAUUUUAAAAAAUUUUAACUUGCACAUUCCUGCUGGAAAAACAGUAGCUAUUGUUGGUUCUAGUGGUAAUGGAAAAUCAACUAUAGCUGCUUUAUUAGAAAGAUUUUAUGAUGUUAAUGAUGGUUCAAUUAUAAUUGAUGAUAAAGAUUUGAAAUCACUCAAUGCUAAUUAUCUUCGAGGUAAUGUUUUGGGAUAUAUAGAUCAAGAACCUAUUUUAUUUGCUACUAGCAUUAUGGAAAAUAUACGAUACGGAAAACCAGAUGCUACAAAUGAAGAUAUUAUUGAAGCUGCUAAAGAAGCGAAUGCUCAUGAAUUUAUUAUGAAAUUCCCAAAUAAAUAUAAUACACAAGUAGGUGAAAGAGGUGCACAACUUUCCGGUGGUCAAAAGCAACGUAUCGCAAUUGCAAGAGCUUUAUUAAAAAGACCAUCUAUUUUAAUUUUGGACGAAGCAACAAGUGCGUUAGAUUAUGAAAGUGAAAGAAUUGUACAAAAAGCAUUAGAUAAUGUUAGUCAAGGAAGAACAGUUUUAAUAAUUGCUCAUAGAUUAAGUACAAUUAAAAAUGCUGACAUUAUUGUUGUACUACAACGGGGAAUAAUUGCGGAAAUGGGUACUCAUACAGAACUUAUUAAAAAGAAAGGUUUAUAUUACACUUUAAUAAAUGAACAAGACAGAGAAAAUACAUGAUAAUGUUAGAAUUCUGAAAUAUAGUACAAUUUUUUUGUGGUAUAAUUAUUUAUUUUAAAAUAGUAAUAAUAUCUAGGAAUGUUCAAUAAAUUCUACCUCAGAUUUUAAUUUAUAUAUACAUAUCUAUAAUAAAUAUAUAUAAUAUAUUCACAUAUUUUAAAAUAUAAU